GUCGGAAAGCCAGUUUAGGAGCCGAAAGGUACAAAGAUGGCGGAGGUUUCCUUGGGAAGUACAAGCCCAGUUGGCUCUUUGUCAUCGGAAGAUCACGAUUUUGACCUAACGGCAGACAUGCUGGUGCACGAUUACGAUGACGAACGUACUUUAGAGGAGGAAGAGAUGAGAGAUGGAGCAUCGAGCGGGAGCUCCGAAAUCGCUGAUCUGGAGAAGGAGGGGAACAUGCCGUUGGAAGAACUGCUGGCGUUGUACAGAUAUGAAGCUGCAGACUGUGCAGUCGGAGGCUCGAGUGCAGACAGCUCGUCUGUAGAGCUAACUGAUGAGCUGCCCGACAUGACGUUAGAUAAAGAGGAGAUCGCUAAAGAUCUGCUGUCUGGAGACGAUGAAGAAACUCAGUCUUCUGCUGAUGAUCUCACACCGUCUGUGACGUCGCACGAAACAAACGAUUUCUUCCCCAGAACUCUUCGAUCGAACACUGUUUACGAUGGAGACAAAGAGUCUGAGGGAGAGGAAGAUGGUUUGAACCCUGAAGAUUCCCGCAAGGAAAUCAUGGUGGGGUCUGACUAUCAAGCAGAAAUUCCCACGCUUGCCUGUUAUAAUGACCAUGAAAAAGUGUAUGCCGAGGAAGAUCAGCUACUGUGGCAGCCGGACAUGUUGCCCGAGUCUAAAGUCAAAAGCUUCUUACAGGACGCUGCUCUGAGUGUGGAAGGACAGAUGGAGGCAGAUGGACCGUGUUCUCUCGUCAAAGACAAUGAGCAGGCCUUAUAUGAGCUCUUGAAAUGCAACUACAAUGUCCAGAAAGCUCUUGAACGGUAUCGCAGCAGUGAAAAAUCUUUAAAAGAUGAGAUGCUCCCGUGGUCUGAAGAAGAAUGUCGAAAUUUUGAGCACGCUCUUCUGUUGUACGAGAAGAACUUCCACCUCAUCCAGAAACACAAAGUCAACACGAGGACGGUGGCCGAAUGUGUCGCAUUUUACUACAUGUGGAAGAAGUCUGAACGAUUUGACUUUUUCGUCCAGCAAAACCGAUUUGGAAAAAAGAAGUUCAGCAGUUAUCCUGGUGUUACGGAUCUGAUGGACCGGUUGGUGGAUGAGGCCGAGGGUUUGGUCGAUGGAUCUGCAUCAGUGUGUUCCAGCAGCAGCAGCAGAAUAGAACCUCCAACCGAACAACAACUCAACAUCCUGAACUCCAUCACAGCCAGUGACCUCUCCGCAUUGACGAGCACUGUGGCAUCGGUGUGUAACCCAGCAGACGUGAGCUGUCUGGACUCCUACAACUUCUCCCCACUUGACGGGCUGCACCGUGGCACGCUGAGUCACGAGGAACCUCUCAAUUAUUCCAACAACAGAGACGGCGACUGUCUGAACCUGCUCGAAACAGGUUUCUAUCACUCAGACCUCAGCCAGAUUAACGUGUGCAGCGAGGACUGCGAACGGCCCCCAGCCAAACGGCUCAAAAUGGGUCUGUCAGAACCGUUCAUAAACGACGUAUCAGUCGGCAACAGAAACAUGGGUGUGGACUACGAGAGCCGCACGCGCCACAUCACGAGUGCAAAAAUGGCGGUUUCGGUCACUGACUUUGCCGGUUUAUCGGCCGGUGAGGCUGGCAGCUUCAUGACCUCGCACGCACUACACCAGCACGUGGCAUUACAGUCCGAGUAAACAAAAGUAGUGCCUUCAAACGGGACUACCUGCAAUCAAAUGUGUACAUAGCCGCUUCCUGGAAAUUCCUUUUUCGUUUUCCGAUUAUAUGCGUGCGUGCGUGCGUGUGUGUGUGUAUAUAUGUGUGUGUGUGUGUGUGUGUGUGUGUGUGUGUGUGUGUGUGUGUGUGUACAGAUUUCUUUUUAGAUUUUUUUUUUUUUUUUUUUACUAUGACAUCAGUGAUGUCUAAUUGUACAGACUUAAAUCUUGAUUUCUCAAGAGUUAAUUCAGCCAUUUAUUUCCAGUCUUGAAAUUUUGGAAGUGUCAUAACGUGUCUACGUCCGAAUACUGUGGAAAACUUGUGAUGGGAGUUAUCGCACAAACUGAUGGAUCUCACACCUUCGGCCGACGGCAAGGUUUUUUUUUUUUAGCCAUGAUGAUUGGCUAUUCAACCUCUCGUCUGUGGUACUUAUCAGUGUUUACAGGUGUUUGUUCCUGGGCCUUGGCGCACAUAGCGGUCAAAAUGGGGCUUUUGGUAUCUACCGUCUGAACACCAUUUGCUCUAAUACCACUGUUGAUGGAGCCAUUUUUUGCACCAUGAAAAAGCAGCUCUAUUUAUUUUACAGUAAAUAGUCAUUGAGCAUCACAACCCUAAAAAUGUAACAUAAGUUGUAAUGAAAGAAGAAAAAAGACUGUAAACAAACAAUGAAUGGUUUUACACAAUUUGUGAAACAUUACGGUGGUUAUUGGAAACUUAAAUAGACCCUUAAAGAAAUAUUUCAGGUUCAAUACAAGUUUAGCUCAAUCGACAGCAUUUGUGGCAUAAUGUUGAUUUACCACAAGAAUACAUUUUGACUCGUCACUCCUUAAAAAAAAAAAAUAGAAUCAACGUUACAGUGAGGCACUUACAAUGGAAGUGAAUACGGCCAAUGUAAACAUAAUACUACCCUGUUUCAAAAGUAUAGCCUCAAAACGUAAACGGUAUGUGUGUUAACAUGAUUUUUAAUGUGAGAAAAUCGCUUCUGUUAAGUUGUAUCCAGUUUUACAACUUCGUUGCAACGAUGUAACGCUGUACACCCUGAAAAUGAGGAUUUAAACAACUUUACAGCUCAAAUAAUACAUGAGUUUUAACAGAAGAAUUAAUAUAAAAUUAUAAGCUUCACAUUUCUACAUUUAAACCCUCCAAAAAUUGCCCCGUUGACUUCCAUUGUAAGUGCCUCACUGUAACCUACUUUUUUGCUUUUUUAAAGAAAAGGACGGACGAGUCGAAAUUCAUUUUUAUGGUAAUCAACAUUAUGCCACAUAACUUAAACCUGGAAUAUUCCUUUUGCUACUAAACGAUUCUUACAACAUAACCUGUCAGAGGUAUAAAAACACUGCGAUGACAUGUAUAAUUUUUCUACUUUGCAUAUUUAUUAGUGUUGUUUAUAUUCUCCCUUCCCUUAUUGCAACUUUUGCUUUAUCGAAUAGUUGAUAGUUGGGCGUAUUUAUUGAAAUAAAGUCCAUUGGACUGCAGUUUGGUCGUUACAGAGAAUAGUCAAACUCUAAGGUUUUUUUUUUUUUCUGAAAUGGUUGUGAAAUUAUUGGCACAUGUCAUGUUGAGUUUGUUUUUUAUUUUCAAAUGUGUACAAGAUCAUUUGUUCAAUAUUUCAGAAUUGCUAUUUAUUUAAAUUGUUUGCAGGGAUUUCUUAAUCACAGUUGGUUGAAGACAUCGGGAACAGAAUUAGCCGCAGUUUUAACGUCUGUUUCCUUUAGUAAACGAUUAUGCAAAGUUGUACAUUUUAUUUCUGUUUAUCUGCCUUUUUCCAUCACUGAUUUCACUGCCUGGUUCCAGAUCUUUGCUUAUAAGACGAGAAUAUCUAUGCAUCUACUUAAAUGAGCGAAAAUCACAAACUACAUGAAAUGUUUUGGAUUAGUUACACCAUGAUUAAAUGGAUCAUAUUUGCCCUUUCAUUUUUCUCCUUUUACAAAUGUAUUUACCUCUUUCUUUCAGAAAAGUUUUACAUACUCUCGAAUGGCAAUAAUAUGUAAAUAUGUACAGAUACAUACAUACAUACUUUUUUUUUCUUCCUCGGCAAACAGACUUGAACUUAAACUUAAAUUCUGUACUUUUGAGUCUGUUCAUAUGCCACAAGAAUGCCUUCUUUACUGUUUCGCUGAAGUUUUUCUUCGUAAGAGAUUUGCUUAAAAAGAGUUAUUUAUUUAUUUAUUCACUCAAUUGCAAGUGGGUGUAGCGUGUUAGCGUUCUGUACUCGAGUGAAAUAAAGUAUCCUCCCAGGAUGUGGGGUUUCUUACCCUGUUUUAACACCAUUGUGGUCCAUUUGGAUACACGCUAGAGAAGGAUCACUGUGUUCACAGGACGUGGUUGAGCUAGCUGAAUGUACAGUAUUAAUGCAUCUUAGGGAUUUACUGAACUCAUUCGAUGACAAGAAUGUUUUUGGUUAAGGCACAACCCGAUUUGCAAUGUUGCCUUAAUCCUCAUUUCAAAACUUGCAUGAUGAAUCUACCUGGAAAACACAAAGACUAGUGAAUUAUGUGCGGUCUUUUUGGAGAGUUUUCAUCUUGAAAGGCUUGUGAUAUGUCUGUAAAAUUGUUUCCUUGUAUCUGCAGCCAGAAUUCUCCAUAUAUAUAUAUAUAUAUUUUUGUCUUUACAUACUUGAAGGAUGUGUAUUGAUACAUUAAAAUACAUUUAAUACAAUAUUCUCCAAUUCAGUCCUGUAGGUUGUGCAAUUAAUUUAUUCUGUCCCUCCCAGGAUUGAAAAGAGUUUAGGAAAUUGUGUUGGUGCAGUAAUUUAUGUCCAAAGUUUGUAAAAAAAUAAAUAAAUAAAUAAAAAUAAGUUAUAGCUUAAUUCAAAUUGUAACAUAGUAAUGGUCAUCUGCUUCCAGGGAAAAAAUUGUACAUUUAAAAACCUUCCCUUAUCUAAUGUUUUUGUAUUUUAAAGUAUACAAUCAGUUUUCUUUCAUUCAUGCUUUUGGAGUAAAAAAAGCUAAUAAAUUUCAGUUCUUCAACACUUUGGUGUAAUAAAAUAAUAGUGUUACAUAGACAAUCAAGCGGGAAUUAAUAUUCGAAAGGAAGUUUUAUCAUUCUUAAUGUUUGUACAGAAGACACUGUUCUUGUUUUGUUUUGUAUUUGUAUUUUAUGUUGUACUUAACUGGCGAUCCGUUCCAGGAAUAAAGUUCUGGAGAUAUUC
Messenger RNA from Myxocyprinus asiaticus (Chinese sucker), 4832 nucleotides. RefSeq names its product mesoderm induction early response 1, family member 3 a (gene mier3a). The record is from RefSeq and is a predicted model, not a curated record. Bases 37 to 1662 code for a protein of 541 amino acids. Gene Ontology annotation, biological process: negative regulation of transcription by RNA polymerase II. The transcript has 13 exons. Gene Ontology annotation, molecular function: transcription corepressor activity; histone deacetylase binding. NCBI's taxonomy places the organism in Eukaryota, Metazoa, Chordata, Actinopteri, Cypriniformes, Catostomidae. Gene Ontology annotation, cellular component: nucleoplasm.